GUUCCCUCCUAGUGCUAAACCCAAACUCCCCAGUUGUGUUGUUUGAGGCAGCUGUAAAAUGCAUUUAAAAUCCAUUGAUUUUUAAUAAAUUAACCCAAACCGCCGCAACCGCCAGGUACUUCGCCCCCAUUAUGUUAUACAAUGGGUUGAAUUCUCCCAGGAUGGAGAUGCACAUAGAAACGGCGGUCCGCAUCCAUACGUCGGGCUACUCCCCCAACGACAUGGUUUGCGUGCACUCCAACCCCGUCAACAACACCAUCCAACUCGCGAAUUCGCAAAACUACCCCGUCAAUUACGCCCUUCCAGCCGACUGUUGCCAAAACACGGUGUUCACAACCACGGCAGCCCCUUUGGUGAAUUAUUUGGUGGAAGGGUGCGAUGUUUCGGUGGUCACGCUGGGCCAGUCCGGGACUGGAAAGUCCUACACGCUCCUAGGCCCAGGUUUCCACUGUGCGGCUAGCGAGGCUGAUCACGGGAUUAUCCCGCGGUUUAUUCGCGAAGUUUUCGCCAAAAUGAAACAAUACAGAGACAGGAAUUGGUGCGUGCAUAUCGCUUGGUCGCAGAUUUGUGGCGAAAACGUCCAGGAUUUGCUAGGCGUUGGGAGCAUCGAGUGCCGGAAUAUCAGUGACGUGUUUCAGUUGAUUCAAGUCGGAAUGUCGAAUAUAGCCCCCAAGUGCGCCCACACGUUGUUCACACUCACUUUGGAGCAGCAGUGGGUGGUGGAGACAAGUGUGCAACAUCGCGUCUCAACUGCGAGUUUUGCCGAUUUGGCAGGGACUGAGAAAGUUCUAGUUUAUGACAGCAACGGGAUGAUGCAAACGAUUCCCACUGAUUUAGGGAUACAGACUUUACAGAGGUGUAUUAUGUCGCUGUCUGAUUUUAACUGCAGUUUUGUGCCGUACACUCAAUCCGUUUUGACGACACUACUGAAAGACUCGUUCGGGGGGCGCGCAAAGACACUUCUGAUCUGUUGCGUGUCCCCCCUUGCUCAAGACUUCACCGAGACUUUGUAUACACUUCAGUUGGGUUUGAGGGCUCAAAUGAUCAAAAAUUUCGUCACUGUUAACUCAUACGCUACGUUUGAGUCAACACAAGAGAAUUGUGAUGUUUUCGGCCUACAGUUCGCCGCCAAUCAACUCCUGAAACUUGUCUCGAACGCUGAAGAGUUGUUCCAACGAUUGGUAGCGAACGACUUGUUACCAAAAAGCGAACAAGAACAAAUAUCACAGUGGUUGAUGCUCAAACAAGAAUGCGAAGACUGUUUGAGUGAAAAUUCAGAGCCUCAUAGAUCACUCGAGCGGAUUGAGGAGGAAAUUGAGAGUGAUAGUAGUGAGAGCGAGGCGAUUGAGGAGGAGGAGAAGGAGAGUCUCCUUGAUAGGGUUCAAGGUUUGAUGGAGACUUUUCGCUCAAACACCGAUAAAUUAGUCUCUGAGGCUAAUUGUGCAAACGUUACGAAUUCUUGUACCAAAGAAAGUAUGAAUAGCUCGAAUAAUGAGUAUCAUAUGAAGGGGGCACGGGGGCGCAGAGGGAGUAUCCACUCGGCUGAAGAACUAAACCCUUGCUUGUCCCUCAAUACGUUACGUAUUAAUGACGAUGUCGAGAGUCAAAAAAUCGCAGUUACGUCGUACGAUAACAAGAAGAAAAUCCUUAAACAAAUCGCCACUGCGUUAGAAUUGAAUCAAAAAAAGAUCUCUGAUUUGGAAAAAACAAUUCGGGUCAAGGAAAACCUCAUGGAAAAGCUCCUGAAGCACAAAGACACAAAAUCGAGUGCUCACCAUAAAAUCGAACAAAAAUGCCAGUUGUUACGCAAGGAGUAUAAAAACGCCGAGGUCAAGUUCUUGCAAGCGAAAUUACAAAAAAAUCACCACUUGGAAGGGAAAUACAAGAGCGAAGUUGUGGCCCUUGAGGAGCGACUGCGAGACACCGAAUCGUUGAAAAACCUGACCGAAGACGGGAACAAAUUGCUAGAAUUAGAAAGUAGUCUACAUACAGAUCGGGAGAAGUUGAAAAAGUACAAACAAGAGAAAGAAAAGUAUAAACAAAUCUACGAGAAACAGCUGAAGGAGGAGCGCUCUAAGUCGAAAGCGAGUUGCGAGAGCGUGCCGAAAACCCCCGAUGUUAAAGUCGUUGCUUUAAUUAAACCAAACGUUUCGCUAAAUAGCGAAGAACUUGAAAGUCUGAGACACGAAAUUCGCAACUUGCGCAAAACCCGCGACUAUUUAUUAGAAUUGCGGUGCAAAAUCACGCUCAAAUCCCAGAAUAAAAAAUUCCUGAACGACUCCGACGAACGCAAGUUGCUGCAGUACGAGGAGGCUAUUGAGGCAAUAGACUUGAUCAUAGAAUACAAAAACUCGAUUUUGUGUGGGCACCUGCCAGUCAAAGAGAUUGAGGAUCAUGGCGAUCGGAUGCUGAUGGAGCGGUUCCUCAAACUGAGUGAGAACGAAAUGAGGAUCCUCCUUCAUAGAUAUUUCGAGAAGAUUAUCGAUUUGAGGAGCAGCAGCAAAAAGCUCGAUUUGGAGAUUUUGGAUAUUGAAAACCAACACGAAAAUCUCGCAUAUCGUGUGCAAAAACUCAGUCAUAACUUACAACUGGUUAGGUCUGACGCUGAACGGAGGAUAGCCUCGCUCCAGCAACAACACGAAGACAAGUUGUACUUGGUCUUGAGGAACCUGACGGGAGAUGGGGCUGAUAAUGAGAGGAUAAGUCGGGUCUUGGGGUCGAGACAUUCCGCAGUGACGGUUCAAGUGGCAGGCGCCAGUAAACAAGUGGACAAGAAUAGGUUCAUAGCGAAGUGGACGCGAUACCGCCAGGAGACCGUUCCGAGACAGCUGCAAUCGGUGCCCCCACAGGCCAAGGUCACCAUUGAGAAAAACAAAAUCAUUCUGCAGAAAACCAACAAGAACUAAUUGUAAUUUAUUGUAGGCUAGGGUAGGACAAUAAUGAUGUAAUCGUGGUUUAUCAAAUAAAUGUGAUGACUUCA
Tribolium castaneum (red flour beetle) is the source of this 2980-nucleotide messenger RNA. It is a transcript of the gene cos, whose product is annotated as costa. Gene Ontology annotation, cellular component: kinesin complex; microtubule. The record is from RefSeq and is a predicted model, not a curated record. The transcript is spliced from 2 exons. Gene Ontology annotation, biological process: microtubule-based movement. Lineage: Eukaryota; Metazoa; Arthropoda; Insecta; Coleoptera; Tenebrionidae. Bases 132 to 2906 code for a protein of 924 amino acids. Gene Ontology annotation, molecular function: microtubule motor activity; microtubule binding; ATP binding.